CCAACUCCGCUCUCCUCCUCACACAGCUUCCCGCCUGACCCUCUCCUUUCUUCUCCUCAUGCCAUAAGCUCGAUCAUAAAUCUAGGCAAUGCCUCCGCCUCGGACGAAUCCCAUCUACAUUUUCCAAUGUCCACACACGAGUCUAUCCUUGUCUCCGCGCGCUAUCCAUGGGAAUCAGCGCAAUCUCACCCGCCAUCAUGGCACGUCCACGCGACCAACAAGAACACAACUCCAACAUGCGACACACCCUUCUCUCCCACGCGCGCAAUUCAAAGCCUUUGCAACGAGUGCCUCUCGACGCAAAGAACAAAAUCAUUAUGACACCCUCGAUCUCCCGAUAACAGCUACGCCGGCUGAAAUCAAAAAAAAAUUCUACGCCCUCUCUCUGCGCCACCACCCAGACCGCAACCGCACCGACCCAACCGCCAGCCAACGCUUCGCCAAAAUCUCCUCCGCCUACUCCGUCCUCUCCAACCCCCAGAAACGAUCCAGCUACGAUCGCGACAACGGUUUCCACCACGCCCACAUGCACCACCACCCCACCCACCCGUCGGGUUCCCACAGCAGCCACUCGGCGAAUCUACACAAAGGCAGCCACGGGGGAGGAGGGUAUGCGGGGUCGAGACCGGCGAGUGGAUUGAGUAACCGGCGGGGAACGUUUCGGGGGCCACCGCCUAGCUUUUAUGCGCAGGGCGGGUAUGGGGAGACGGGGAGGACGGGGGAUGGGUAUGCGACUGGGAAAGCUGGGCCAGGCGCUGGUGAUGGUACUGGCAGUGCUAGUACUGCUGGUGGUGGGUUUGGAAGUACAAGUUCGGGCGGAGGGACGCCUGGUUCCGGUAACCAGGCCGAUCCUGAAGAUCCAAUGGGCUUUAUUGACCGCAAUCCCCUCGGUCACUUCAAUGCGCGUGGACACUUCCGAACGCAGAAAGCCGAGGAUGCUAGACGGCGAGAGCGUGUGUCCAAGGCUAGAUCUGCGGCGAGGGAGACGGCGGAUUCGUUUAUUGGGGGUGGUGAUUUCGGAUUGGUUCGGUUUGUGGUUGUUUGUGGGAUAUUAGUGACUGCUGGUGCUAUGACGGGAUUAUUUCAGUUUCCCAUCACGACCGGUGGGGAGGAUGGGAAGACGGGAAAGAAGAAGAAGGAUGUGGUGGUCUCCUCUUGAAAAGAUAGAUUGGAGGAGCCAUGUUUGGGGUGCUGCAUUGAUGUACGAUAUACUCCGACUGUGGUUUUCUAUGCAUGCCAUGCUCAGGUAGCUGGCUGACACUUGAUAUGAGUCGUUGGGUGACGAUUACAAAUAGAUAUUUCUUAUCAAACAAAGGAAAAGCUUGAGAUUUGAUAUACAAAGCGCGCUCGCGGUACAGAACUACGACACGCACAAGAUUAUCUGAGAAUAGAGUGUAGAUAGAACCUUCACUGAAAACACCAUUCUGUCCAAAAGAACUGGGAAGACCGGCGCAGCAACGAAGAAUUACAAACUUCUCCAGGAACCCUCAUGAGAGGACUCUCGAGUUACCGAUGAAUGGCAAGGUAAAGGCAUUUAAGCCUCGAAGGUGAAGCUGGCGCCAACCUUGUGGGCGGCCUGGUUCAGGUUCUGGGUAUCGAAAGAAGCACCCAGGCCGAGAGUGACACCGGGGCGGAGGAGAACGUUGUAAGCCAGAGCGGCGAUACCACGGUCGUUGAUCUUGGCCUAUUGGGGAAAAAAAAGAGAUGGGAGUUAGUUUUUGUCUGAGGUGACAUAUCAUCUGACCUGCAGGAUGGACUCACCUUGGCGAAGGAAGAGGGGUCCAGGCGGUACUUGCUGGCGACCUCGAGGCCGACGGCGUUGCCGGAGGUGGAGUCCCAGGAAGCCUUAGCACCAGCCUCGACCUGAGCGUUGACGCGGUGGUAGUAAGAGGCGGAGAAGAGGGACAGGUUGUUGCUGGCAGUGAUGGCAGCAGAGUACUGGGGAACGGAGUAACCGACGGCAGCGGAGUACUUGGUGAUGGCAGCCUUGUUGACAUCGUAGCCACCCUCAGCACCGACCAGGAAGCCCUCGUGGCCGAGGACGGCAUCGAGGUUGGCAGUGGGGCCGUUCAGGAGGUCGAAGAAGGCACGGGCGUGCAGGUUGGGCUGCUUGAAGUACAGGUUGAGCUUGGCACCCUUGGACUGCUUGGCGGGCUGGUACUGGGUAAGGAUCUCAGCCUUGAGGCCCUUGGCAAUGUUGUUGUCCAGCUCGAGCUUGGUGUCGAGGGCGUUGGCGGUGGUCCAAGCCUGGGUCAGGGUAAGACCUGGGUGGGGACGAAGCAUUAGCUUAACUGAAUGCGUGGUAAUAUUUGAGAAAACAAAAAGGGUCACCCGGCGCGACACGAGGUGGCCGCACGACAGAAAAAACGUCAUGGGCCGAGCCUUGGACGCGUCGGGAUCGGGUGGUUUGCGCUGGAUGGGGCCCUUACCGGUGGGCGCAUCAACGUACUUGGCCUCGAG
Molecule: messenger RNA, 2460 nt
Organism: Penicillium brasilianum
Lineage: Eukaryota; Fungi; Ascomycota; Eurotiomycetes; Eurotiales; Aspergillaceae
Source: the annotation of a GenBank genome assembly